AUGAAGUAUAAUGUACCCAAAAUGUUGGAUUCAACAGGAAAAUUACCCUCAGGUCUUCUCAGAGGCAGCCCGUGGUUCCGGGGUGAUUAUGAUCAAUGUUUGAAUAUCAAUACUACCACUAAUGGAAGGUCGUCCACAAAUAAUAAGGUUCGAGGAAAGUUCUGUGCCACGACAAUAAGAUUACCAACGUUAAAACUUGAAACGAUCGACCUAAUUUCCGAAUACGAAAAUAACAAUUUAAUUCAAGUGAUGCAGGAUAUUUUCAAACCAAUGAAACUGUCAUCAGUUUUAAAGGAUUCGGAUGGAAGGAGUUCGAAACUUCAGAUUGACGUUUGUAUUCCUGGUUCGUGUACUGAACAAGACUUGGAAAACAUUGGACAUUGGAUAUUUGGAGAGGUGUUUCGAGUGGAUUUUUGCAAAGCAAAAGACGACGUAGUGGAACUUUCCAUAGCUCAGCUGAUCUGCAUUGGGUUUUUAGCAUUCUAUAAUCGAGAUAAAAGUAAAAGUAAAGAAAUAACGCACUAUGUUAAGCUACUGAUCAAAAGAUUAAACAGGUUGACUGUUCCUGUAAUUACUUUGACUGCAAUUAACAUAAUUCUGCCUCUUCUGGUGGAAGGACCUCACUGGCAAGUGCUGGUCGAAAGUCAAAUCGACACGGAAAAAAAUUGGUGGAAAUACAUUACUCACGUUGUCAAUCUGUACGAAGUGCCACUCAAUCAAAUAGGAAUUACUUGGUUUACGGCUGCUUUGAUGCAACUAAUUAUAAUUAGUGUGAUUGUACAGUAUAUAUACGAAAGAUGGCCAAAAAAAAACUUAAUUGUCUUUUGGAUUUCUUCUUUUGUUUUGAUGGGGUUAUCAAUAUUUUCAAUAUCUAUAGUAAAGAAUAACAUUUCUCUCGACGAAAAUAUAUUACUUGCGUACCAAUGUUUGGCUCCAUUCGCAUGGACACUUGGAUUAAGUUGGGUUUGUUUGGCAUGCAUCAACGGACACGGAGGAAUAAUCAACCGAUUCCUUUCUCUCGAAAUUUUUGUGAUAAUGAAUCAUUUAAAUAUUUGGAUUUACAUCAUUCAUAUCGAAAUUAUCUUUUGCAUGUUUGCAUCGUUAAGAAAUUCUUUGAUAAUCAAUGAAUUGAAUUUGAUGAUGCUAUUUACAUUUGUCAUGCUACUUACCCUGAUCCUCUCUCCAGUUUUUUACGUAUUCAUCGAAUCUCCAAUGAAUAAUUUAGUUUCUAAAUUACUGGAGAAAUUGCCAUCUAAUUACGUUGGGCAUAACAAGAACGAAAUAAAGUUGAAAACAAAAUAA
Molecule: messenger RNA, 1302 nt
Organism: Centruroides sculpturatus (bark scorpion)
Lineage: Eukaryota; Metazoa; Arthropoda; Arachnida; Scorpiones; Buthidae
Exons: 11
Coding region: 1-1302 (433 amino acids)
Source: RefSeq, a predicted model, not a curated record